Trifolium pratense (red clover) is the source of this 2564-nucleotide messenger RNA. Its product is annotated as BTB/POZ domain-containing protein At1g03010-like. Gene Ontology annotation, molecular function: protein binding. The coding region runs from base 505 to 2394 and encodes 629 amino acids. The record is from RefSeq and is a predicted model, not a curated record. The transcript has 4 exons. Lineage: Eukaryota; Viridiplantae; Streptophyta; Magnoliopsida; Fabales; Fabaceae.
AACAUUACUCUUCAAUUUCAUUUAACAUUUAUUUUCACACAUUGCAACACAUACUAAUUUUCCACCAUUUCAAUUCAUACAUACAUGUAUUAAGCUGAACUAGUCCAUUUUGUAGUAUAUAUUACAUCAUUAUUAACAUGCAAUGCAAUCCAACUCAUAUGCUUUUUAAGUUUUGAUUCCAACUUUAACCAACUUUACACAUAAUAUAUGUAGUUAUUUAUGUUAUAGCUUUUACUUAAUUAACUACCUUUAAUUAACUAUAGUCAUUAAUUUAUAACAACUCAUAAAAGCACUGCAAUUUCUUAACCAUGUAAAGAAAAGCAAUGACCACACACACAUUCACCACCUUUCACUGAAAAGUGCAUUUGCACCACACUUGCAUUCAUUUUCCUUCAUCUUAAAUUAGAUUAUUUAUUUAAGUGAUUUUUCUUGCAAUCUUCUUCAUGUGACUUUCACUUCACUUCAAGUUUCCAUUGACAGAAAAUAGAGAGGCUAGUUGAGAAAAUGGGAGUUGUAACUCUUGGUGAAUUGAAGCCUAGUGUUUCAGGAAGAAGAACUUUUCGUCCAAGUUCAAGCAUAAGACAUGCCACUGAAUGGCCAAUUUCUGAUGUUUCUAGUGAUCUUACCAUCCAAAUAGGAGCAUCAACCUUUUCACUUCAUAAGUUUCCUCUUGUUUCUAGGAGUGGAAGAUUUAGGAAGCUUCUAUCAGAAGUAAAAGAUUCAAAAGUUCCGCGCGUAAGUCUUCCAACUGUGCCAGGUGGCAUAGAGGCAUUUGAACUAGCUGCAAAAUUCUGUUAUGGAAUCAACAUUGAUUUCACUCUCUCAAAUAUUGCUAUGCUACAUUGCACAUCACAUUUUCUUGAAAUGACAGAAGAAUUUUCAGAAAAGAAUUUGGUGACAAGAGCUGAAUCAUAUCUAAAAGAAAUAGUACUUCCAAACACAUCAAGCAUUAUAAAUGUUCUUCACCAAUGUGAAAAUCUUGUUCCUUUAGCAGAAGAAAUAAACCUUGUUAAUAGGCUAAUUAACGCAAUUGCGAAUAAUGCAUGCAAAGAGCAACUUACUUCUGGUUUGUUAAAACUUGAUCACACUUUUCCUUCUAAAACAACAUCAAUGAUGGAACCAGAAACACCGUCGGAUUGGUGGGGGAACUCGUUAAAUGUUCUUAGUCUUGAUUUCUUUGAACGUGUUGUAUCGGUUAUGAAAUCGAAGGGAUUAAAACAAGAGUUGAUCAGCAAAAUUUUGGUAAACUAUGCACAUAAUUCUCUUCAAGGGAUUACCAGUGUUAGUUCACUUGACAUAGAAUUGCAAAAGAAACAAAAGGUUAUUGUCGAAACUAUAGUUCGGUUACUACCAACUCAAUCAAGGAAAAGUCCAAUUCCAAUGGCGUUUCUAUCAUGUUUAUUGAAAACUGCGAUAGCAACAUCAGUAUCAACUUCUUGUAAAUGUGAUCUGGAGAGGCGUAUCGGUCUACAACUCGAUCAGGCAAUCCUCGAAGACAUACUUAUUCCAACGAAUUUGCCUUCAAAUACUCACAACAUAAUGUAUGAUAUAGAUUCAAUUUUGAGAAUCUUUUCUACAUUUCUAAACUUAGAUGAUGUGGAUGAUGAAGACAGUGAUUUCAGAGAUGAAAGCCAGAUGAUGUAUGAGUAUGAAUUUGACAGUCCCGGAUCGCCAAAACAAAGCUCAAUUCUUAAGGUAUCGAAAUUACUAGACAAUUUUCUUGCUGAAGUAGCACUAGACUUGAACCUUUUGCCAUCAAAAUUCAUAGCACUUGCCGAACUUCUUCCGGAUCAUGCUCGUGUUACAAGCGAUGGACUUUAUAGAGCUGUUGAUAUCUUCCUUAAGGUUCAUCCGAACAUUAAGGACUCUGAGCGGUAUCGCCUAAGCAAAACAAUCGAUUGUCAGAAACUAUCUCAAGAAGCAUGCAGUCAUGCAGCACAAAACGAAAGGCUACCGGUACAAAUAGGGGUACAAGUUCUAUACUAUGAACAAAUAAGGCUUCGAAACGCGAUGAAUGGAGGACACAAUCAAAUCUUGUUUGGUGGAAUUCAUGGUCAAUUUCCUCAAAGAUCAGGGAGUGGUAUAGGAAGUGGAGCAAUUUCGCCUAGAGAUAACUAUGCAUCGGUAAGAAGAGAGAAUCGAGAGCUGAAGCUUGAAGUUACAAGAAUGAGAAUGAGGUUGAAUGAUUUGGAGAAAGAUCAUGUUUCUAUGAAGCAAGAACUUGUGAAGACACAUCCUGCACACAAAUUCUUCAAAUCAUUUGCCAAAAAACUAAGCAAAUUAAAUGCAAUAUUUCGUAUUAACAGUACUCGUGGCAGUGGAACCGGAAGGUCUAGUUCGCAAACUCAAACUUGGUUUCCUUUUCAAAGGAGAAGGUGUCACUCAGUUUCAUGACUAUAUAUAUGAAAAUGUAUAACAUUUUUCAGUGUAUAGUAUGCAUAAACAUAAUGCAUCAUAUAUAUGAUCAAUGUGACAUUUUUCAACUUGACAGAAUUUUGAGUUAAUACUAUAUGCUUCUGAAUGACUUUUAUUGUGUUCAUCAUUUUCGAAUUUGAGAAGGGGAU